CUAAUUUAUAUUUUUUUUUAAAAAAAAAAACCACGUUCUUUCAAUCGUGGAGAUCUACACAGAACUUGCGCAUGCCGAAUGAAAGGCAUCGUUACCAUGAAAUCCAUGGGACCCACCAUGAAGAUCGGCCUUCUAUCUGCCCUCGGUGGACCAUCAUUACCGCUCCACAGGUAGGCCACACUUCUACUUUCAAGUAAAGUCGUUGUCCAUUGAUUUCAACCAACAGUGUGGCCCACCUGAUGAGCGGAAAGGUUGUACAAUGGCAGAAUCCAUUCUCCAAAGGUUCGUAUCGACAAACCCUGGGCCCCAGCUGUACAAGCUGAAUCCAUCAUCUUACCAUUUCCUGGACGGCAUCCAACAGUUCCAAACCCAACCCAGAGUAUUUACCUCUGCCCUCGGCCAUCCCUCACGUAGGCCUGUACACCACUCAACGUAUCCGUACAAACCCAAAACUCCUCUUUCUCAGUCUCCCCCUACAAAAAGCAAUUGUCGCGGUAUCGAAUCGCAUGCUGGGACCGGACCGGACCCCCCGACCUUUGAUCAUGGAGCCUGCUGCCUCCAGUUCGCGUCCACCCGAUCAGCCGUCCCCCGCCCGGUUCAACCCCACCCAACCCUUCGCGGACCGGAUAAUCCGAGCCCUCCGUCAUCACCUACGUCUCCUCCACCGAUCAGACGCCGAUUUCUUCGUCCUCGGCGCAACCGGCAACGUCUACACCGUCACCCUCUCCGUCGCCCCUUCUUGCACGUGCCCCGACCGUACAACCCCGUGCAAGCACAUACUCUUCGUCCUCCUACGUGUCCUCGGUCUCUCCCUCGACGACACGUGUCUGCGGAGGAGGACCCUCCGUCCGUGCCAGCUCAGCCGCCUACUCCGCACGCCUGUAUCCCUUGACACGCUCGCCGGGCCCCGCGCACGUGAGAGAUUCCACCAGCUAUUCUCAGAGUCUAGGGGAUCCUUCGGCCUACCGCACACGAUAGAGUUACCGGAUGAUUCCACGUGUCCCGUUUGCAUGGAGCAGAUGAGGAAGGAAGAGAGGCUGGUGGCUUGCGCGGUGUGCAGGAACUCGCUGCACGACGAGUGUUUUCUGAAGUGGAAGAGGAGCAGGGGGCGGAGGGCUGCCAGCUGUGUGAUAUGCAGGGCCAGGUGGCGGGAGAGGAAGGAGCUGGAUGGGUACAUGAACCUGGCGGCUUACGUUAGCAACGAGGAUGACGGAGCACCUGGAGACCGGGCCUCGUGCGCUGCUUAGUGCUGUGUUUGGAUGCUCUAUUGAAUUGGAUUGCAAACAGUCCCUAAAGAGGGAUAUGAUUUGCAAUUCGAUUCAGUUUUAUAUCCAAACGCAGCCUUGGGCAUUGACUUGUUAUCCUUUCAUGUGGAAUGGAAGGGUGGGAAUGGAAUACGUGGAUCAGGACAGUAUAUUUGUGAAUAUAUUACGAUGUAUAUCAAAAUAACUCAGUUUUUUUUUUUCAAGAAAA
Messenger RNA from Magnolia sinica, 1473 nucleotides. RefSeq lists its product as uncharacterized. NCBI's taxonomy places the organism in Eukaryota, Viridiplantae, Streptophyta, Magnoliopsida, Magnoliales, Magnoliaceae. The transcript has a single exon. The record is from RefSeq and is a predicted model, not a curated record. Bases 507 to 1247 code for a protein of 246 amino acids. Gene Ontology annotation, molecular function: zinc ion binding; ubiquitin protein ligase activity.